AUGAAUGAUUCUAAUUUCAACCAAAUGGAUGCAUUCACUUUAUUUUGUUAUAAAAACAGAGAGAUGGUAAUGACACAGAAUCCAAAUCUACCAGUAUUAGAGGUAAAUAACAAAUUAAAUGAAAUGUGGAUGAAUUUGAGCGAUUCUGAAAGGAUGCAAUACACUGAAGCUGCUGCAAGCAAUAACCAACAGAAGAAAGAUCAACAACAGCAAUAUACUUAUGGUCAUACGAACUCUCAAAUGAAUGGAAUUGAUUUGAAUUUAAUGCAUACUCCAGAAUGGCCAACAGACCCUCACAAAUACUUAGUAUGGCUUGGAGCUCAAGUUCUUCAGCAACUUCCUCAGUUUGUUCAAGAUAAUCCUGACAGUGAUAUUGCAAACCUCGUUUCAAAGAUCAGAUUUAACCCAUCAAAGCCAGACAACAUGUAA
This is a messenger RNA of Trichomonas vaginalis G3, 429 nucleotides long. Its product is annotated as HMG-box family. NCBI's taxonomy places the organism in Eukaryota, Parabasalia, Trichomonadida, Trichomonadidae. The coding region runs from base 1 to 429 and encodes 142 amino acids. The record is from RefSeq and is a predicted model, not a curated record. The transcript has a single exon.